AUGUUUUAACCAAAAACAAUGAAAUUCACACCUCAUAAUUCAAUUGCAGGAAAUGAAAAUAUAAACUCAUUAAAUAAAUCUAAAGCUAAUAAGAAUAUGUGUUGUAUGAAUCAUCCUUAAAAAAAUGCUAAAUAUUGUAUGGCAAAGGAUCUUUCGGUGUCAUUGUGUUCUAAAUGUGCUAUAAAUAUGGCAGGCAAAGGAUUUGUUGUUGAAGAAAUAAAUGGAUUUGAGGAAAGAUAACGAAGAGAAGUAAUUGAUAAGUUUCUAAAUUUGGUUAAUAGAAACCUUACUUAAUAUGAUAAAGCACUAUCUGGUUUAUUAACGAAAAAAUAAGACAUUACAAAAUAUUUUGAAUAAUAGGUAGACAAAGUUAUUCGAUUUCAUUAAUUGGUCACCUCAUAACUUUCAGAAGAGAAAGACAAAUUAAUACAAUUAUUAACUCAAAAUUUUAAACAAACUUCUUUUACAUAUGAAGAAACUAUAAAAUCUCUUUAAAAUUCAAAGUAAGAAAGCAUUGGUAUGAAAAAUGAUGUUCAAUAGAAUUUAGAUCGAAUUAUCAAAUAAAUUGCUUAAGAACCUUUCAAUGAAAUAAUGAAUUGUUAUCAUAAAACAGUAGAGAAGUAUAUAACUGAUAUUGAGGAUCUAUAGAGAAAACCAAUAGAAGUUAUUAAAAUAACUUUAAAUGAACCUUAUAAAAUAAAUGAAUUUGUUACUGUAGGUUUAUAAAAAACUUCUUUAAUAAAGAAGAAUUUAUCAGAUGUUGGAUUAAGAACAAUAACAAAUGAAGAUGUUUAUGAAAGCAUUGUCAAAAGAGACUCAGUUAAUAAUUAAAAAACCUCAAAAACAUUAUCAUCAUUGCCUCGAACUCCAAAAACUGAAAGUUCUCCAUUUAAAUCAGUUCCUAUUACAAACAUUGAUCUUUAUCAUACUCCAGAAUAACAAUAAUUAAAAAAUUAAAAAACUUAAACUAGUCUCUAAUAAGCGAAAAUGUAAUUAGCAUAAGUUUAAGAGAAUAUUGAAUAAAAUUAUGAAGAAGGUCAUUCGUAAAUGAUAGAAAGAGACGAUGUUGAAAAUUCAUAUUAAAUGAUGAUUGCAGAGUCAGUUUCCGAUAGCGAAGACUUUAUAGAUCAAUUAAACUUAAUAUAAUCACUUACUGUGGGUUAAAAUGGUCAUCUAAAUUCACUUAAAAUGUAUAGCUCCCCUCAAUUCAAGAACCGAUGA
Messenger RNA from Paramecium sonneborni, 1221 nucleotides. Lineage: Eukaryota; Ciliophora; Oligohymenophorea; Peniculida; Parameciidae. The record is from the annotation of a GenBank genome assembly.